GCUGCCGCUCUGGGCGUGUGACGCACUUCCGGUUUGCGGCCCUCAGCGUCGCUGGUUAUCGGAGAGCGGGAGGCGGGCGAGGCCUGAGGGAGACGAAGAGCGGAGCGCUGCCGUCGCUGAGCCUGAAGGGGAACCGACCGGGACUGUUGUCAUCAAAGCAACAUAAAACAUGGUGGAUUAUUAUGAAGUUCUAGGAGUGCAUAGGCAUGCCUCACAAGAAGACAUUAAAAAAGCGUAUCGUAAGCUAGCGUUGAAGUGGCACCCGGACAAAAAUCCAGAUAACAAGGAAGAAGCUGAGAGACAAUUUAAACAAGUAGCUGAGGCUUAUGAAGUUCUGUCAGAUGCAAAAAAACGUGAUAUUUAUGACAAAUAUGGAAAAGAAGGCUUAAAUGGAGGAGGUGGAAGUCAUUUUGACGGUCCAUUUGACUAUGGCUUUACAUUCCGAAACCCAGAAGAUGUCUUCAGGGAGUUCUUUGGUGGAAGAGAUCCAUUUUCAUUUGAUUUCUUUGAAGAUCCUUUUGAAGACUUCUUUGGUAAUAGACGAGGACCACGUGGAAACAGAAACAGAGGUGGUGGAUCCUUUUUCUCUGCUUUUGGUGGAUUUCCUGGUUUUGGAGGUGGCUUUUCAUCGUUUGAUACAGGUUUUACUUCAUUUGGUUCUUUGGGACAUGGAGGUCUUACUUCAUUCUCCUCCACAUCAUUUGGUGGCAGUGGCAUGGGUAACUUCAAAUCAGUAUCGACUUCAACCAAAAUAGUUAAUGGCAGAAAAAUUACUACAAAGAGAAUUGUUGAGAAUGGACAAGAGAGAGUAGAAAUUGAAGAAGAUGGCCUGUUAAAGUCUUUAACAAUAAAUGGUGUAGCUGAUGAUGAAGCUUUGGCCGAGGAACGCAGACGCAGAGGACAGAACGCCUUGCCUUUCCAGCCAGCUAGUGUCCGUUCUCCAAAGUCCAUGAAGCCGGCUGCUUACGCCAAGCAUGUCUUUCAUUGUAAUAGCGAUGAGGAUGAUGACUUGGUUAUGACCAACUGGGAGAGUCCCGUUUAUUCAUCAGGACACAAAGAAGUCAGCAAGAGGAAGAAGCAGAAGCUGAGGGAGGAGCAGAAGAAGAAGAAGUCGGCCAAGGCACCAUAUUAAAAUGGACUCUCAUGCCCUCAAACACUAGCCCUUCGCUGUUGUACCAUUUGACACUACUCAAUUCCUGGUGCAUAUCUAUCAUUAUGCCUGUUUGCAGUUAGCAAGGGAGAUGAUGCCUCUUGUUGAAUUACACUAAACUUGCACUAUUAUGCUUGAGCACCAUAGAUAUGCUUCUCUUCCUGUAAGACACGGUCAGAAACCCACUCCAUAAGACAUUGUUUUCAUUGAAACUAGUGCAUCUGAUUUCUGAGUAGCAUAUUUAGGAUCAGAAUGUUCCUUCCAUCAAACAACGGAUGCCGGCUAGAAAUGUGUUUAUAUAUAUUUUUGAAGUUCAGGAAAUGUAAUGUUGUAGAACCUUAUGACCUCUUCUUUAAGCUACUGUAAUCAUGUAUGCUUCUUCUAGAAUCUCAUGGAAUUGUAAAACAUGUCUCUAGUCUUUGAAUGACAAUUCUGACAGCAGAUUAUUCUGACAUUAUCAAGUAACCUAAAUUGAACAUUAAUAUAUUUAUCAUUUAAAUUUUCCCCUGAGAGCUAGGUUUAGGCUUUAAUGACUACUUAGCAAACUGGACUGGCGUUUAUUAUCCUUGUUGAGAAAAUUGUGGUUGACCCCUGAUUGCAUACAUGUGUCAUUGUUUAUUUACUUUGCAUCAUGAUUAUUCUGUUACUAAUGUGAGCUAAUGGAUCCUUUGGAGUUCAUUGUGAAACCUAAAACUCCAGAAAAGCAAAUAGUAAUAGCUGUACUUGGUAAGAGUAUAUGAAAAUUGACCAACAUUAAGAUAUACUUGUUCUGCAUGGUAAAGAGCAUAGGAAUUUUGGCAUCAUAUCUGGCCUGCUAUAUUUCAACUCCUUCCCUUUGCUAAUGUUUGACGGUACCUGGAUCAGGAGAAAUCUUGUCUAGCCAGAAGGAGUUAUAGCCUUAUCUUCCUUGCUUGGAUCAAGAACACUUAUUUUUAUAUUAGUCGUGUGUUGGCUUUACUUGGGCUAAAUUGGAGGCAAGGGCAUGUACACACCUGGAAAACUAAGGAUAUAGCAGGAUGACUUCAUUCCCCUUCCAUAUACAUGUUUAACUUGCAUGGUGCGUAGCUUCUGUUAACUAAAUGCUAAGUCAGAGCCUUCCAUUGCUCUUAACUUUUUCCUAGCCUGGUUAGUGUAAGUUGCCUUCUUGCUGCUUAAUCUGUAAAUUGAGGUUUUCAGCUGCUUUGGUCUCUGGUGUGUCUUUUUUCCUCCUCCUCUUCUGUGCCACUAAGUGAUAUGGCCUUUAUUCUCCUUGGCACUGUUGGAAAUCUAAAUUUUCCAGAAAAAAAAUAUUUUAUUAGGCUCUAAUAAGGUAGCUUAAGUGAGGAAGAUGUGGAUAUGAGAGGAUUUGGGAAGCUUAAUUUGGAUUCAUUUUUAAUGCUUGUAUUAUGAAAAUAUAAUCUUGCGCAAAUCAUUUGGGUAUUUAUAAUAUGGUAUGUCUGAAGGUGCACACCCAUUUUUUUUGUUGCCUAUAUACCACUGAAGUGUGUUGUGCAGUGAUACUAAUAUUUAAAGAAAUAAAGUAAGUUCCCUUA
This is a messenger RNA of Pogona vitticeps (central bearded dragon), 2682 nucleotides long. RefSeq names its product DnaJ heat shock protein family (Hsp40) member B6 (gene DNAJB6). Gene Ontology annotation, molecular function: Hsp70 protein binding. The record is from RefSeq and is a predicted model, not a curated record. Lineage: Eukaryota; Metazoa; Chordata; Lepidosauria; Squamata; Agamidae.